ACCUCCCAGCUCUGCCAACCCUGAGUUUGGAGAAGCAGAUGAGAACAAAGCUGAUAUUGCUGGCCUCUGCUGUGCUUUUGCCGCAGGGGCCAUGAAUGGGAACUGAGUGGGGAAAGUCAGACAAAUCCUGAGUCUUAGGCAUUGCAGCUACCUAUGGUGGGACCUUGGCAAACCGCUGUCUCUGCCCACUCAGUCCCCCAAGGGGAAGCUCCUGAAAAGAGGGGCAGGGGGAAGGCAUGAGGGACUAUGUGUAUGGGAAGUGGGACGGUGAUAGGUCUGGGAUCCUCCAGAUUGACCAGGCUGCCCAGUGCAGUUCCAGGUGUGUCUCAGGCCAGGGCAUAAGCUCCAGGUGGGGGCCUUGGGGUAUAGGGAGGCUUUGUGACUCAGCAGAAAGAACUCUUCAACCUGGUUAGGGCCUAGCUCUCAGUCUUGAAUCCUGAGGGUCCAGCCAAGCUGUGGCUUCCAUACAUAAGGCUGACCUAAAUCUUCACAGGACAAAGGGCAUUCCUGGAGAGUUGCCAUCAGGCCCCAGGGGACUCCUCCUCUUAAGGACUCUUGGAGCUCAGUUGAUCCUGGGGCUAGGGGCUCACUUCCUGCACACCUAGCUACCCCAUCAUGGCAACUGGAGGCUACCCCUGAGCACCAAUAUGUAAGUCCCAGAGCCAUGGAGUCGGUGACCUCUGAAUGGACGGCCCCUCACCCAGGCACUGGGCCAAACAGGCAGGGAUCCCUGGAGACCUGGUGACCAGGGAGGGCUCAGUCCUGGCCCAGCCCCUGAGGGCUGGAUUCUGAUGGUAAACUUCUGCUCAUCAGUCUACUUGCUCCUGCCUCCAGAGUCCAAAGGUCCAAGUGGUGGGUGGACUGUGCUGCACUGAACGCUACAGAGGAAGCCCUCACAGAGACUGGUCAGUGGGUGGGUGGGCGGCAUGAGAUUUGAAGAGCUGCUAGAUCAGGUGGGAGGCUUUGGGCCUUUCCAACUGUGGAAUGUGGCACUGCUGGCCCUGCCCAGAGUGCUGCUGCCCAUGAACUUUCUCCUGCCCAUCUUCCUGGCUGCCGUACCUGCCCACUGCUGUGCCCUCCCUGGUGCCCCUGCCAACUUCAGCCACCAGGACGCUUGGCUGGAGGCCCACCUGCCCCGGGAGCCCGAUGGCACCCUCAGCUCCUGCCUCUACUUCAAUCACUCCCAGGCCCUCCCCAACACCACAUUAUGGGGAGCGGGGCAGAGCCCUGGGCAGCUGGAGGGUGAGCCUUCCACAAUGCCCUGUCCUCAGGGCUGGGAGUACGACCGCUCGGAGUUCUCUUCCACCAUUGCAACCGAGUGGGACCUCGUGUGUGAGCAGAAAGGCCUGAACAAAGCCACGUCCACCUUCUUCUUUGCUGGUGUGCUUGUGGGGGCUGUGGCCUUUGGAUACCUGUCUGACAGGUUUGGGCGGCGCCGUCUACUGCUGGUGGCCUAUGUGAGUUCCCUGGUGCUAGGCCUGGUGUCUGCAGCCUCAGUCAGUUACAUCAUGUUUGUCAUCACCCGCACCCUCACUGGCACAGCUCUGGCUGGCUUCACCAUCAUCGUGAUGCCACUGGAACUGGAAUGGCUGGAUGUGGAACACCGCACCGUGGCAGGUGUCCUGAGCAGCACCUUCUGGACAGGGGGUGUGACGCUGUUGGCACUGGUCGGGUACCUGAUACGGGACUGGCGAUGGCUUCUGCUGGCUGUCACUCUGCCUUGUGCCCCAGGGAUCCUCAGCCUCUGGUGGGUGCCUGAGUCUGCACGCUGGCUUCUGACCCAGGGCUGUGUGGAGGAGGCCCACAGGUACCUACUCCGCUGUGCCAGGAUCAAUGGGUGGCCUGUGGGUGAGGACAGCCUGAGCCGGGAGGCCCUGAGCAAAGUGGCCGCCAGAGAGCAAGUGGUCCGCAGACCCUCGUACCUAGACCUAUUCCGGACCCCAAGGCUCCGACAUAUCUCGCUAUGCUGCAUGGUGAUGUGGUUUGGAGUAAACUUCUCCUAUUAUGGCCUGAGCCUGGACGUGUCGGGGCUGGGGCUGAACGUGUACCAAACGCAGCUGCUGUUCGGGGCCGUGGAGGUGCCCUCCAAGCUGCUGGUCUACCUGUCGGUGCGCCACUCAGGACGCCGUCUCACGCAAGCAGGAACGCUGCUGGGUGCCGCCCUUGCUUUUGGUGCCAGACUGCUGGUGACCUCGGAGAUGGGGUCUUGGAGCACCGCCUUAGCAGUGAUGGGAAAAGGUUUUUCUGAAGCUGCCUUCACCACAGCCUAUCUGUUCACAUCGGAGUUGUACCCUACCGUGCUCAGACAGACAGGAAUGGGGCUGACUGCACUGGUGGGCCGGCUGGGGGGCUCUUUGGCUCCACUGGCAGCCUUGCUGGAUGGAGUAUGGCUGUCACUACCCAUGCUCACUUAUGGGGGGAUCGCCUUGUUGGCUGCCUGCACUGCCCUCCUGCUACCAGAGACGAAGCAAGCACAGCUGCCAGAGACCAUCCAGGAUGUGGAGAGGAGAUGUCCAAGAUUGUCCAGGAAGAGGUGGAUGUGUGCACCCCUUCACGUAUGCCUGCACAUCAGAGAUGCAUACAAGCAUGUGUUGCCCUGUCUAGGCUUCAGGAGGAAGAGAUGCCCAUGAAGCAGAUCCAGAACUGAGUGGUAUCAGGGGCAAGCUCUCUACAGAAGUUCUGCAGCAGGGGCUGGAAGAUUAGAAGGGCAAGCCCUGUGGCUGGGGCUACAGGCAUCAAGUCCCCUGCCCAGGACUGGAGUUGCCACCAGUUCCCCCUUCUCUGUGCUCAUCCAGCCUUGACUGUUUGGCCUCCAGCAACUGGGCAACUUCCUAGAAUGCAGUGGGCUGCUGGACAAUUCUGGUACCCCUCUUAUUCUGUAAAUAAAGGUGUCCCGUGGGUUUGGGGCAGCAGUGAGAAGCUGUGGGAUGAGCCCUGGAUGGGAAGCCAGAGUCUGGCCCUGGGUUCUAAUCCCAACUUUGCCACUGAUUUGCUGUGUGACCUUGGGCAUGUGGGUUUCCCUCUCUGGGCUUCAGUCUGUUCAUCUCUCAAACGGAUAAUGAAGCCUCUUAGCAGACCUCA
Molecule: messenger RNA, 3081 nt
Organism: Felis catus (domestic cat)
Lineage: Eukaryota; Metazoa; Chordata; Mammalia; Carnivora; Felidae
Gene: SLC22A7
Product: solute carrier family 22 member 7
Exons: 11
Coding region: 927-2630 (567 amino acids)
Biological process (GO): transmembrane transport
Cellular component (GO): membrane
Molecular function (GO): transmembrane transporter activity
Source: RefSeq, a predicted model, not a curated record